This is a messenger RNA of Alligator sinensis (Chinese alligator), 6055 nucleotides long. RefSeq names its product glutamine rich 1 (gene QRICH1). The record is from RefSeq and is a predicted model, not a curated record. The transcript has 11 exons. NCBI's taxonomy places the organism in Eukaryota, Metazoa, Chordata, Crocodylia, Alligatoridae. The coding region runs from base 213 to 2534 and encodes 773 amino acids.
CGCGCGCGACGCUAAUUGUUUUAAUUACCUCCCUCCCCCACGGGGCUCCCGGCCUCGGCCCGGCCUUUGUUCCGGCGCGGGCCCCGCCGCCGCCCACAGCGCGGCCGGGACGGGGCUCCCCGCAGGGACGGCUCCCCGCGCCGCUCCCGGGGGAUGCUGCUGCUCAUCGCGCCCAUCGUACGGCGUUUCCCGAAUCCUGAGGACCUUGCAAUAUGAAUAAUUCCCUGGAGAACACCAUUUCCUUUGAAGAAUACAUCCGUGUGAAGGCGCGAACAAUCCCUCAGCACAGGAUGAAGGAGUUCCUGGACUCCCUUGCUUCCAAGGGGCCUGAAGCUCUACAGGAGUUCCAGCAGACGGCCACUACCACGAUGGUAUAUCAGCAGGGUGGCAACUGCAUUUACACGGACAGCACAGAAGUAGCUGGGUCUUUGCUUGAACUUGCUUGUCCUGUUACAACCAGUGUCCAGCAGCAAACCCAGCAAGAGCGGAAAAUACAGGUCCAGCAGCCACAGCAGGUCCAGGUGCAAGUCCAGGUCCAGCAGUCGCCACAGCAGGUCUCCGCCCAGCAGCUCUCACCCCAGCUCACCGUUCACCAGGCCUCUGAGCAGCCAAUCCAGGUGCAGGUGCAGAUCCAGGGCCAGGCUCAGCAGCAGGCAUCACAGACCAUCCAGAGUCAGGCUCUACAGAGCCCAAGCCCCUCGCAGCUGCAGGCGGCUCAAAUCCAGGUGCAGCAUGUGCAGACGGCCCAGCAGAUCCAGGCUGCUGAGAUCCAGGAGGAGCACAUACAGCACCAGCAGAUCCAGGCCCAGCUGGUGGCAGGACAAGCUAUUGCAGGAGGCCAACAGAUCCAGAUCCAGACUGUGGGGGCGCUGUCACCUCCACCCUCCCAGCAGGGCUCCCCACGGGAGGGAGAGCGCCGCAUCAGCACCGCCAGCGUCUUGCAGCCCGUGAAGAAGCGCAAAGUGGAUAUGCCGAUUACGGUAUCAUAUGCAAUUUCGGGGCAGCCUGUUGCCACAGUGCUGGCCAUUCCCCAGGGCCAGCAGCAGAGCUACGUGUCUUUGAGGCCAGAUUUGUUAACAGUGGACAGUGCCCACCUCUACAGUGCCACUGGGACCAUUACUAGCCCCACUGGAGAGACUUGGACCAUCCCUGUUUACUCUGCUCAGCCACGCGGAGACCUCCAGCAGCAAAACAUAACCCACAUUGCCAUCCCCCAGGAGGCCUACAACGCCGUCCAUGUCAGUGGCUCGCCAACAACGCUGGCUGCUGUGAAGCUGGAGGACGACAAAGAGAAGAUGGUGGGGAGCACAUCUGUUGUGAAGAACUCACACGAGGAAGUGGUGCAGACACUUGCCAAUUCGCUCUUCCCAGCACAGUUCAUGAAUGGCAACAUCCACAUUCCCGUGGCCGUGCAGGCUGUGGCAGGGACAUACCAGAACACGGCGCAGACAGUGCACAUAUGGGACCCGCAGCAGCAGCAGCAGCAACCCACACCCCAGGAGCAGGGGCAGCAGCAGCAGCAGUUGCAAGUAACUUGUUCGGCUCAAACUGUUCAGGUAGCAGAAGUGGAGCCACAGCCACAGCCUCAGCCUUCACCUGAACUCCUGCUUCCAAACUCUCUGAAACCAGAAGAAGGGCUGGAAGUGUGGAAGAACUGGGCACAGACCAAGAAUGCAGAGCUGGAGAAGGAGGCCCAGAACAGGCUAGCUCCCAUCGGCAGGCGCCAGCUGCUGAGAUUCCAGGAAGAUCUGAUCUCCUCGGCUGUGGCUGAGCUAAAUUAUGGGCUCUGCUUAAUGACACGAGAGGCUCGCAACGGAGAUGGCGAGCCCUACGACCCAGACGUGCUUUACUACAUCUUCCUGUGCAUUCAGAAGUAUCUCUUUGAAAACGGCCGAGUGGACGACAUCUUCUCAGAUCUCUAUUACAUACGGUUCACCGAGUGGUUACAUGAAGUUCUCAAGGAUGUGCAGCCCCGGGUCACUCCUCUGGGUUACGUCCUCCCCAGUCACGUGACCGAGGAGAUGCUGUGGGAGUGCAAGCAGCUGGGAGCCCAUUCCCCUUCCACUUUGCUCACUACGCUGAUGUUUUUCAACACCAAGUACUUCCUCUUGAAAACCGUAGACCAACAUAUGAAGUUGGCCUUCUCCAAGGUCUUAAGGCAGACCAAGAAGAAUCCUUCCAACCCCAAGGAUAAGAGCACAAGUAUCCGGUAUCUGAAGGCACUUGGGAUACACCAGACAGGCCAGAAAGUUACAGAUGACAUGUAUGCAGAGCAGACGGAGAAUCCCGAGAACCCUCUGAGGUGUCCGAUAAAGCUCUAUGACUUCUACCUCUUCAAAUGCCCUCAGAGCGUGAAAGGCCGGAAUGACACGUUCUACCUGACUCCGGAGCCGGUGGUAGCCCCCAACAGCCCUAUCUGGUAUUCCAUCCAGCCCAUCAGCAGGGAGCAGAUGGAACAGAUGCUCACCCGGAUCCUGGUGAUACGAGAGAUUCAGGAAGCGAUCGCGGUGGCUAACGCCAGCACCAUGCACUAGGCAUCCGUCUCGGCUGGACGGGGGUGGGGGGGGCGAGGAUGGAUUGUACAGACUUUCACACUAAAGGAGAUGCCUACAUUUUGUUUUUUAUUGGUGUAGUUAUGAAGCCCUUUUAGGCUUCUUCUCUUUAAAAGAAUCUAAAAGGAAAACCUACCCUUUGUGUCUCCUACCGAACACGCUGAACUGUGGCACCAGUGGAGGCCAAUCCUGUGCGCAGGGAGCUGCGGAAAGCUGCCGGCCAACUGGCUUUUCUAUGAUGUGGAAAAUGGACGUGAACCAUAGGUUUGGUCAGGACGGCCGGGGCUCAGCGUCUCCUCGGAUCACGAGCAGAGUGAAUGAGGGCUGGACCUGCCCCGCUGUGGGAAGAGGCAGGUGUCUCUUCUGACCUCGCAUUUGGACGGUGCGUCGCCAUUGCCCUGGAGGACGAGGAGGAGAGUGAACUGCGAUUAUGAUUUAUUAAAAAUACAAUUUCUAUCCAAACCUUUAAGUGACAUUUUUAGAUGUUAAAAGUAAAAACUUUACCACGCAUUUCUUUUUUUUUUUUUUUUUUUUUUUUUGGCCCAGCUUGAGGCCUUAAACCUUGAGGCUCCCGUGCCUGAUGGAAUUCUUGUAACAUACACUUGUGUAUCAUAUAAAGAUACCACGCUGUUUCUCUUAUGUAUUCUUACUCUAGUUGUUUAUUAAGAAUGACGAGCACGUCUUUUCAACAUGCCGGUGAACAACGUGUCUUUAUUUGGGGAAGAGAGUGAGAGCCACGAGAGGGGGGCUUGCAAAAGGUUAGUGUCACCGGGUUGUUCUGGGCCUCUCUUCUCCCUCCACCCCUCCUGUGGGGAUGCCAUGUCCUCCUCUGUUUUGUGUCUUGGGUCGGUUUUACUCUUUGAUGCGGUAAAUCAGCUGUUUGGAAGCGCCGGUUUGCUGAUCGGACCCCAGCGUUGGGCCGCGAGCACAGGGUUCAUCCUCCCAGAUAAGAUUACUGGCGUGUCUAGUGUCCUGCCCCUGGGGGCAGCUAGUGCCUUCAGCUUGAGAGUCCGAGGUGACUGCUCUUCUACCUAGAUCAGCUAUGUGAUGGCUGAUGGGGUAGGGAGACGAGCACUGCACAGACUGUAUGUCACUGGCUUGCCCCAGGUGACAGCCCUGGAGGUUGGAACGUAAGCAGUGGUCCAUUUAAACUGAGCCCACAGCCCCUGCCUUGCUGCUGUUCAUGUCGGUCACCAGAAGUCUGCUCUUUUGCUGCAGGCAGGUAGACAGCUGUGCUCAUAGCGAGGUGUGAGGGAACUGCGCUUCCAGCUGCUGGGACAUGGAGACGGCUCUAGCUUCUUGAAUCUCUUCUCUUCUGCCUCUCUUCCCUGUCUCAUUUCUGAGAUGUGCUGGAAUUGGCAGAAGCUUCUCCCUUGGGGUUCAGACAGGGGUGGGUUUGGAGGCUCCCACUGGUCACCACCCUGUUCCCAAUUAGCAAGGAGAGCGUGUGCUCCUGUUCAGUGCCUGGAGGUCACUCGUGCUGGGGCAGAUGUCAGCCCUCAGCUAGGAGUGGCCCUCGCGUGCUGUCUGUGUUAGAAAAGGAGGUGUACAGCAUGGAAGAGUUUGGGGUGCUAUCAGAUGUGCCCAGGAACAAGAUAGUGAGGAUGUGAGUGAGGAAUCUGCUGCGAUAGAACCUGAGGGCUGUGGUCAGGGGAUGGGAAGUCAGGCCAUGCGCUGAAGUGGACUUGAUCCCUUGGUUAGUGACCAAAGCAAGCAGCAGAAUGGUAGUUUAAGUAGGGCCCUCUUCCCUCCCCAAGUACAGCUCGUCCCACCUAAUAGUAGGGAGAGGCUGUGUCUGGCUGAGCUAGUGCUGGGAAGGAGAGACCAGCACAUUCCCAAGCAGGGUGGUCCCUUUGGCUGGGGGCUUUCGGUGUCGGUGAUGCGCUGCAGUUGGUUGCAAGAUGCUUCUAUUCCCUCCCUGUGUUUUGGUGAUCAGAGCGGGCCUCUUUGCAGGCCCCACUGCUCUGUUCCUCAUGCUGGCUGGAUUUGAGAGGGAGUUAUCCUGCCUCCUGCCCAGAAGCCCAGUGACGCUGAGGGGGUGGCAUGCCCAGGAGGCUGCGCAAGAAUGCAGCUGCAGCUUCCCUGGCUUUCAGAGCAUGCAGGCCCGGGGUGAUCAGUCUGAGAGCAGUGCGAAGAUAAAAGCCAGGAGUGCAGGGGGGCAUUUCUGUUCCCUGUGAGCUGCUGAACAGAUGGGAUGGUCCCAUAUCUGGUUUGGAAAACCACAUAGAUAAUGCAACGUUGCAAGAGCCUGAAACCACUUGCCAAGCAUGAGAGGCUAGAAAUAGAGCAGUGAGGGCAGGUGCAGGCUCCGAGGGAGCAGGGACCUGCCAGCAGCACUGUGCUGAAACUGUACACCCCGCUGCACAGAGCCACUGCUCUGGCCUGGUGCGGGUGCAAGAGGGGAGGAGACCCCGAGUAGGGUUCCCAUCUGUCUUGAGGAGCCAGUUCUCUAGCCUGGGGUGCUGGCAGGCACAGGGGGCUGUGCAGACACCUCACUGGGUUUUGCCCUCCUGACCUGCAGAUUUUCCAUCGCUCGUCUUUGUCUUUCUGACCUUUGUGUGGAGGGCAGCCAUGCCCCUUUCAUUCCUUGUUUUAGAGACUACCGAUAUGCUGUGAUCUACGGGUGGGUUUUCUGGAACUUGUCUCUAGCCGGUGGCUGUGGAUCCGGUUUGAGAUCUACCUUAUUUCUUGAGAUCAUGUCUCCCAGAAGGGCUCCUAAGCGAGCCUGGCGGAGUGCUGUGGCCUGGAGUUGUGAGCCUGGUUGUGGGAAGGCUGUUCCUAGUUACACGGUGCAAAGUAGCCUGCUGCUUCCUCCUGUAAGAGCUGCAGCGUGAGGGCACUGGGUACCAGUCACGUGGCUGUUGCGGAGGUGUCUGCUCCCAGCGUCGGGCCCCUGCUUUGGCUUGCACAGGGGCUGUUUCAGCUUUCUGUCCCUGGCUGGCUGGCUGGCUAAGCUGAGGCGAGGCUGCCUUUGCGUCGCGUCCCUCUUGCGUUUGGACCAGGAGAAACCAUAGCAAGCGUGACUGACCCGUGUGCGUUCCUUGCCGUCUCGUGUCUGACCUGCAUACGGCCCGGUCCCGUGCUGCUGCUCCUGCCCCUCUAACCGCCCUGGGGCCUGCUGUGCCCUUAGACCCUUCCUUCCUUUCUGAGGACGCGGGGUUGCUUCCCUAAGGCUGCAGUAGCCCAGGCCGCGGCGCGGGGAAGCCCGUAGAGGGGCCGUGUCCCUGUACCCGUGGAGGGGUUGGUGCAGGAAGCUGCCUGGCGCUUGGGACAGCUAGGGCAGGACAGGCCUGGUGCUGGGGCCGCCUCGCAGCGAGCAUGCAGCCCUCGGCUCCCGCCAAGUGACCUUCGGCGCUCUGGCGGCUUGGCCCGCCUUACUGCUCCCGCCCCGCAGGUGGUUUGCAAGAUGCACUUGACUAUUUUUUACGUUCCUUUGAUCUCUGCUCUUUGUAAUCGGCUUGGAAAUAAAACAAUUGUUUCCCCGCAGCCUUUGUCCGACUCUG